Messenger RNA from Torulaspora delbrueckii, 1821 nucleotides. RefSeq names its product Mdg1p (gene MDG1). The transcript has a single exon. The record is from RefSeq and is a predicted model, not a curated record. Gene Ontology annotation, cellular component: cytoplasm; nucleus; nucleotide-activated protein kinase complex. Gene Ontology annotation, biological process: signal transduction. The coding region runs from base 1 to 1821 and encodes 606 amino acids. NCBI's taxonomy places the organism in Eukaryota, Fungi, Ascomycota, Saccharomycetes, Saccharomycetales, Saccharomycetaceae. Gene Ontology annotation, molecular function: protein kinase binding.
AUGGCUAGCGCUGCGACUACAGUUGACUAUACGUUUGAAUGGCCUGCCGGUCCUAAAGAAGUUGUUGUUACCGGUGAAUUUGACAAUUGGAAGGGCUCUUUGCCUCUGUUGAGAUCUUCUUCGGGGGCUUUUGAAUUGACCUUUCCAGUGAAAAUUCCUGCUGACAAAGACAGGGUGUUUUUUAAGUUCAUUGUGGAUGGCAAUUGGGUUACCAGCGAUGCUUACAGCAAGGGUUCCGAUGCGAAUGGCAUUGAGAACAAUUUCGUAUCCAAGAGCGAGGCUUUGGCGUUGAGCGAGAAUCCUGUUGGAACCAAGAUUCCUGAGGCAGGUGGAUUAGCCUGUGCUACUACGUCAUUUAUUAAGGAAGAUAACGAGAUUCCCGAGCCAGGCUCAUACCCAAAGAUUGGAGGAGUUUCUAAGACUGCCGGACCAGUUUCAAAGACUGAAGAACCACUCGUAAAGACUGAAGAACCGGUUUCAAAGACUGUCGAACCAGUUUCUGAGGACAGCGAAGCUUCCAGACCAACAUCUGCUAGUAAGAAGAACAAGAAUAGGAAGAAGAAGGAGAAGAAGAAGGCCAAGGCUAGAGCUGCUAAAGCGGCUGCUGGUAUGUCCGCUUCAGAACCAACUUUGACUACUUCUGCCCCCAAGCCAGAACCUGGUGCAGUUCCAGUGGUUUCUGAGACUUCUGAAACUGAUGAUACUGAAUUUUCCACGCCUGAACCAACGGCGAUCGCUGCAGUGACGCCUGAACCUAUUAAGCCCGAAGUCCAAGAACCUGUCCCAGAGGUGGCAAAAAAGACGUCAAAGCCAAAGGUGACUGAAGUCACCACCACUAUCGAGGCAUUUGGUGUGACCACUGACGCUCCGGAUGUUAUUAUCCCAAAAUUGGAGGCAGCUGCUAUCCCUACCGUGGCAGUUGAGACCAUUGAAUCAGAAGAGAAACCCAAACCUACCGAAACUCCAGCUAUAACCGAUGCUCCAGCUAAUGUUUCUUCUGCAGUACCAGAGAUUGGGGGCUCUACCGCCGCCUCGAAGGAAGCCGCAUUGGAACCAACUCAAACUGCUUCAUCUUACGACUCGAAGAAAAGAUUUAAGAUUAAGAGAAGAUUUAAGAAAAAUAAGAUCACUGGUGAAAAGAUUAUUGUCUCUGAGGAACGUAUCCCAUUGAGCUCUGAGGAAUCCGGUUCUGAUCAUCCAAUUGUGGAUGAAGAGUUGAUCCCCGAAAAGGGCGAAACUUUGAAAGAUGAAGCUCCUGAGACACAAGGUCUUUCGAGUGAUGUUCACAUACUGCCAAUCGAUGCUUCAGGUGCUGCCGAUAAGGAAUGCACUUCUAUUGUGGGAGGACCCGGUCCAGUUGUACCUCAAAACGUAAACGAGAUUAAGGAAUUCUCGGAAAUCAGAGACGUUGAUGUAGAUGAGCUCAAUGAGAGAUUGAACAAGGAGGAGAGAGAGAAAGAUGCCGCAAAGGCGAAGGCAGCCGCUGAAGAAGCUCAAAAGGAAGUGGCUCAACAGACUUUGGACCCAAAGACUCAACAACAGGGAUUGGAAAAGCAAACCAGUAACAAGCUUCACGAAGUUGGAAACACCGAGAGUGACGUGUCAAAGGAAGAACCAGAGAUCAAGAAGGUAUCUGAAAAGGCCGCUGUCACCGCUGUUCCUGCUGAUCCUAAGGUCCAACCUUCCUCUACAGAGAAGGCAGCACCAUCAAAGACAGAGAAGAAGACUCCAGUCAAGAAGAGUGCGGUGUCUGCUCCAAAACAGGAAGAAAAGAAGAAAAAGGGCGGUUUUUUCGGUAAAUUGAAGAGAAUGUUCCAAUAA